UUACGAGAAUUGGAAAAUUGGCAGUAACGUUUUGUGUUUCCCACAAGUGAGGUGUUAAAUAAUUUAAAGAUGAAGUGUUUUGUGAGUUUGCUGUUGCUGGUGGUGUUGUUGGGCGUUAACGCUUACGAUUUCGAUGAUAGUGGUUAUAAUGAGUAUCUCUUCAAGGAGCUGCAAUCUCUGCAAGAUGAAGAUAACGCCAGUGAUUUGCUGCCAAAUAGAGCACGUCGUGAUACUGCGGCCGAGAGCUCAGCGGAACAUCAUUCAAAGGAGUGUCCUAAGCAUUCCUGGAAGAAGGAUAUGCAUUGUUGCAAGGGGAGCAAUGCUAACGACGAACAAUUGGAAAUUUUCAAGAGUUUUAGGAAAGAGUGCAUUGCGGAGUUGAAGGGUGAACCGGCUGAUGACGCCUAUGACCCCUUCGAUUGCGAAAAGAUGCAACAGGUGAGGGAGAAAAUUAUUUGUCUUAGCGUAUGCGUGGCCAAGAAGUUUGAUACCAUCGAUGAGAAUGGCAAACUAAAACGUGAUGUUAUUCUAGCAGAAAUGCGCAAGCAAAUCGGUGACGUACAAUGGAAGAAAGACGCUGUGGAAGGCUAUGUUGACAAAUGUCUGGCUGAGGCAAAGGAACGGCAUGAGCAACGCGAGAAGGAAGGCAGACUGAGUGAGGGCUGCAGUCGUAAUCCAUUGACCUUCCAAAACUGUAUGUGGCGUGAAUUCUGGAACGGUUGCCCGGCAGAAUUGCAAGUCGACUCGCCAAAAUGUAAUAAAUUGCGUGAACGCACUGCGGCUGGUAAUACACGAUUCUUCGGUAAACAUUUAAUCUACAAAUACUAUCCCAGCCCAUAUGAUGGUGAGGGUGUGGGUGGUAUAUGAGUAGGGUAUAACGAUAUGCAUAUACAAAUUUUUUCAAUUGAAAAGAAUUUAGUGUUAUUGAAAAACGGCAAAUAAAUCAAAUGAAAGCAAUUAA
Messenger RNA from Rhagoletis pomonella (apple maggot), 961 nucleotides. RefSeq lists its product as uncharacterized. The coding region runs from base 70 to 867 and encodes 265 amino acids. Gene Ontology annotation, molecular function: odorant binding. The transcript is spliced from 3 exons. NCBI's taxonomy places the organism in Eukaryota, Metazoa, Arthropoda, Insecta, Diptera, Tephritidae. The record is from RefSeq and is a predicted model, not a curated record.